Molecule: messenger RNA, 1090 nt
Organism: Aspergillus vadensis CBS 113365
Lineage: Eukaryota; Fungi; Ascomycota; Eurotiomycetes; Eurotiales; Aspergillaceae
Product: putative haloalkanoic acid dehalogenase
Exons: 1
Coding region: 222-935 (237 amino acids)
Source: RefSeq, a predicted model, not a curated record
CCAUGGCUCCGACCGGAGCGGAUCCUGUUGCCGGAAGGAGACCCCGACUCCUUGGCUGAUAAGAGAGGCGACCGGCUGGAGGGGACUAUCCAUCACCGUCCCGUUCCAACCCCGCCUGGUGAUUUCUUCAGAGUAUAAAUUAGUACUGAGUUCCCACUGACUCUCUGUCCAAAGUCACAUCAUUCGUCUUUCACCAUCAACAUUCGAGUUACUUUUCAACCAUGUCGCAACUCUCCAACUACCGUCUCCUCAGCUUCGACGUCUAUGGCACUCUGGUCGACUGGGAAGGUGGCAUCCUGGCCGCCUUCCAGCCCAGCCUCGACAAAGCCAACGCCCACUUCACCCGUGAACACCUCCUCACUGUCUACCAUGACUUGGAGCGCGCGCAACAAGCACAGACGCCUGACAUGCCGUACUCGGAACUCCUCGCAACCAUCCACCCUCAGUGGACCGAGCGCCUCGGGCUGCCUCAACCGUCAGAAGAGGAAAGCCGCCAGUUUGGAGAAUCCAUCGGCAAUUGGCCCGCCUUCCCGGACACCGUCGAUGCAUUAAAGCGACUAGCCCAGAAAUACAAGCUGGUGGUGCUGUCCAACGUCGAUCGCGCUUCCUUUGCCAGAACCAAUGCUGGUAGCUUGCAGGGCUUCCCCUUUGAUCUCAUCAUCACUGCUCAAGAUGUGGGCUCUUACAAGCCGGAUCUCCGGAAUUUCGAAUACCUGCUCAAGGCAGUCAAGGAGCAAUUCGACAUCGAGCCGGCACAGGUGCUGCAGACUGCACAGAGCCAAUUCCAUGACCACCACCCGGCACGCAAGAUGGGGUUAAAGUCCGCGUGGAUUGAGCGACCCGGGGCAACAAUGGGGAAUCUGUCGGAGACGUUCUAUGACUGGCGGUUUGAUACCCUGGGGGAAAUGGCUGAUGCGGUUGACAAGGGAUUGUAGACUAGCGAGUUCGCCGUGUUUGAUGUUCAAGGAUAUUUGCUGGACUUUAUAGUAGAGCGAAAUAGGAUUUUCCAAUGAGCAUCAUGUCCACAAACUCUCAGCAAGACAGCAUGCACAAAGCGUGUUCUUGUACCAGCAAAGCCUGAUAACCGGCU